Molecule: messenger RNA, 2068 nt
Organism: Oncorhynchus mykiss (rainbow trout)
Lineage: Eukaryota; Metazoa; Chordata; Actinopteri; Salmoniformes; Salmonidae
Product: tektin 2
Biological process (GO): cilium movement involved in cell motility; cilium assembly
Cellular component (GO): nucleus; microtubule cytoskeleton
Source: RefSeq, a predicted model, not a curated record
CGAAACAGAGGAUAGUUUUGGGAACAGAAAACUGUUAAUGAGAUCAAAUGUUUCAUCGAUGAGAAAAUGUGCAGAAUAUCGGCCAAAUCCACCUAGUUCCUGCUUCUCCAACUGCCGGACACUUGGCUUCCCCACUACGAGUGGAAACGCCAAGUGGACGCUUCACAUUUAUAUAUCCGGUGAAAUGUCUGUCUCGUUGUUCUCUCUGACCAUGCCCCGAGCAAUGCAAAUUGGAGCACGGGAGAAACGGGUCUUGUCCUCACAAGAAUGUACUUAAGAGAACGUGGUCAGAGAAUGCACUCAGAGCAUGAGAGUGUAGAGCACUGUAGUUCCAAGCCUGGGCUCAGGUACAGUGUGUCUGACUGGGACACCAGUAACAAGCAGAUAUCUGACACAGCAGAACACAGGAGACACAUGUCACACAUGACAAGGCAGGAAGGGAGGGCCUUACGCAAUGAGACAACCAGCAAGACUAACUGGGAUAAGAGUGACAGCUCUCGCAGACUGAGUGAUAGGAUCUGGGAUAUCUCCCGCUGGAGAGAGACUUUGGAAUCAUGCAUACAGGAAGUGGAGAAAGAGAUGGAUGCCUUAACCCUGGGGAAGGAGGAGACUGAGCGGGCUCUGACAGCCACCGCUGUGCCUCUAGAGGUCACAGUGGAGUGCCUGACCCUGAGGGAGGGUCGCCGCGGCAACGAGCUGGUCAGCGACCCAGUGGAGGCCCAGCUGAAGAAGGAAGUGGAGAUGAUCGACGGAGCACAGCGGGUGCUCCAGCAGCGCAUCGACAAGGCGUUCGAGCAGCUGUGUCUUCUUCAGGUGUCCCGGCAGCAGCUGACCCAUGACCUUCAGAACAAGAUUGAGGCCCAGGACAUUGACCUCUCCUGCUUGUCUAUCACUGUGACAUCACCUAAGACCUCCCUGAAGCCCAACCCCCUGCGCAUACCCAUAGGUUCCACCACCCCCCAGCAGUGGGAGCAGUUCAGCCAGUACAACGUGGCCCGAGCUCAGGAGGAGAUGCAGGCAUCACUGCAGCUGAGGGAGGACAUGAGUGUCACCAGGGCACAGUUGCAGAAUGAGCUGGAUGCUCAGCGAAUCGCCACAGUGUUUGCCAUCCGUAAACGCACUCACCACCUGGAGCAGGCUCACGAUGAGACGCAGUGGCAGAUGAAGAGCUCCCAGGAUGAGAUCUCAGAUAUGGAGAGGGACAUCCGUAGUCUAGAGAAUGAUCUCCAGGCUAAGAUGGCCCCACUAAAGCUGGUCCACACCCGGCUGGAGAACAGGACCAAGAGGCCUGGAGUCGAUCUCUGUAGGGAUGAGGUUCAGUAUGGGCUUGUGGAUGAAGCCAAUCAGCUGGAGGCCACCAUUCUGGCUCUGAAACAGAAACUGGCCCAGGCUCAGUAUGCCCUCCAGGCUCUCCAGCUGCACCAGGCCCAAAUGGGGGAGGAUCUGUCCCGUAAGAAGGACGCCCUCUCUCUAGAGCAGCGCAGCCUUGAGACACGCAGCCGCCUCGCCUCCGCUGCUUUCACUGACGUGUCCUCUGGCGCCGUGGUCCCCCUCACCAUCUCCAGCGGGAGACACAACCUGGAGCUGGCCUAGGCUCACCAAUUCAUCUCACACACAACCUUAGGGUUCUCUGACCGUAACCUUAUUUCCCUCAAUUUAUUAACCAUACCAUAAAUAUGCACAUUCGCAUCUCAAUUGUGUUUUUGUGUCUAUGUUUAUCUUUUUUUCCUGUGCGUUUUACAGCGGUCAAAGCCUUACACCUAUCUUCUGUAAGUUCCGUUAUGUGUUAUCAAUUGAACAUAGUGUAUCAAAAAAGAUUGGCAUCAUAUUAAAACUGCAAUAUGUAACUUUUUGGGCGACCUGACCAGUUUUACAUAGAAAUAUGAAUUAUAGCUAUGUAAUUUUCUUUGAAAGCAAGUCUAAGAAGCAGUAGGUCUGUUCUAUGUGCCUUAUUUCGAUGCCUCCCGUUCUAAAGUUAUGUUUUUGUGUCUUUCGGUUUUGUUUCAAAACAGCUGAAAAUACAAUAUUAUUGGUUAUUGAAAAUAUAUUAAAGUGGUUUAGGUGGUAC